CUGCUCUGCGCCUCUGCUUCAUCACCAAGUCCAAGUGCAUACUUCCUAGUACUCCAGCACAGCAAGUGCAAGUUCCUAGUACCAAAUAGCAGCAAUGGCGCCAGCGCAGCAAGUGCAAGUUCCAGUGCAAGCCUCGCCACCCGCGAUUCUCAGCGUCCUCGAGACCACUCUCGUAGCGCCCUCGCCGAGCGCCGGUGCCGCCCCGCUGGAGUCCUCCCUCCCGCUCACCUUCUUCGACGUCCUCUGGCUCAACUCCCCGCCCGUCGAGCGUGUUUUCUUCUACCGCCUCGCCGCCGACGCCGACGUCCCCGCCAUCCUCUCCAACCUCAGGACCUCGCUGCCCCAGGCUCUCCACGCCUACUACCCGCUCGCCGGCCGCCUCCGCCUCACGCCUGGGACGGCUGACCGCUACGAGAUCUACUACCAGCCGGGCGACGGCGUCACCUUCACCGUCGCCGAGUACCGCGACGAUGUUGACAUCGACGAGCUCGUGGUUGACAAGCCGAGGGAGGUCUGCAAGAUCGGGCCGCUCGCACCGCCUCUUCCCAAGGGGGGCCCGGUGCUCGCGCUGCAGGCCACCGUGCUCCACCGUGGCCUCACCAUUGGCGUGGCCGUGCACCACGCUGCCUGCGACGGCGCCAUCUCCACGCGCUUCCUGCACACCUGGGCGGCGGCCGGCACCGGCGUCGUCGCUCCGUCACCUCCUGUCAUCGACAGAACUCUCAUAAAGGACGCCACGGGUCUCUACGACGUCUUCGUCAAAGCCAUGCCGUCGGCCGACGAGAUGGAGCACGUCAAGGAGUUGGACGACAAGCUCCUCGCCACCUUCACACUGUCCAAACAAGACAUACAGCGUGUCAAGGACGUGGUAGCCAGCGAAGCGGCGCGGCGAGGCGCGCCGCCGCCGCGAUGCUCCUCGCUGGUGGCCACCUUCGGCUUCAUGUGGUCCUGCUACCAGCGAGCCAGAGACGAUGCAGGAAGCAACGGCGGCGACCGCCCGACGUACCUGGUCUUCCCCGUCGACCACCGCGCGCGGAUGAAGCCUCCCGUCCCGGACGAGUACCUCGGCAACUGCGUCGGCGGCGCCAUGCACGCCGCGCCCAUGGACCAGCUCGCGGAAGCCGGCGCCAGCGGCCUCUUCGUCGCGUGCACGGCGCUAGCUGCGGCGAUCGAGGAAGCGGUGCGCGGCAUCAGGUCACCCGAGACG
This is a messenger RNA of Aegilops tauschii subsp. strangulata, 1207 nucleotides long. Lineage: Eukaryota; Viridiplantae; Streptophyta; Magnoliopsida; Poales; Poaceae. The record is from RefSeq and is a predicted model, not a curated record.